Callorhinchus milii (elephant shark) is the source of this 1515-nucleotide messenger RNA. RefSeq names its product chromosome unknown C5orf22 homolog (gene cunh5orf22). The record is from RefSeq and is a predicted model, not a curated record. The coding region runs from base 55 to 1413 and encodes 452 amino acids. The transcript has 9 exons. NCBI's taxonomy places the organism in Eukaryota, Metazoa, Chordata, Chondrichthyes, Chimaeriformes, Callorhinchidae.
GAGGGGGCGGUCCCGGCGCUGUCCCUGAGUGACUGAGUGACUGAGAGCGGCGCCAUGAGCAGCUCCGGCCGCCGCCGCCGGUACCCGCAGCUGCCGGUCUGGGUGGUGGAGGACCAUCACCAUGUUCUGCCAUACAUCUACCGUGCCAUUGGUUCAAAGCAUUUGCCAGUCAAAAAUCUCGCCUUGGUUCAUCUGGAUUCUCACCCAGAUCUUCUCAUCCCCAUCGACAUGCCUGCUGACAACGUGUUUGACAAGGAGUCACUCUUCGGAGAUUUAAGCAUUGAGAAUUGGAUAAUGCCCAUGGUUUACGCUGGCCAUUUCUCUCAUGUUGCUUGGCUUCAUCCGUUUUGGGCUGAACAGAUCACAGCAGGAAAGCACAGCUUCUUUGUUGGCAGAGAUUCUUCAACUAAAACAAUCAGGGUUACCAGCACAGAGAGCUACUUCCUUAGUGAUGGCCUGUAUGUAUCUGAGAACUUGCUAGAGAACAGGAAGCCAUUGGAAUUGCAGGUCAUUAGAGUAAUGGCCACAGAGCAAAGGCACCAAGACUGUGAGGAGGAGAACGAAGAAACCUCAGCAAAGAAAAUAAAGAAGGAAUAUAUGUCUCCUGAAGGAAGUUCGUCUGAUGCUGUUUGUUCAUCGCCAUCCAAAGUGACUGAUCAAAAGUCCAAAUGUAAAACUUGCACUGAUAAUAGCACUCAAAUCAUCACAUCAACAACACUUGGAAAGUGCCUUCAGAAAUCCAAUGACCUAUGUAAAGCAACAGUGUCUUGUGAAAGUGGAUCAAAUCAGCAGGAUGAAAUCGUCAAGGACAUCCUUCAUGUCUUGGAGGAAACGGAUGCCUACGUGCUUGAUAUUGACUUGGAUUUCUUUUCCGUUCAAAAUCCUUUUAAAGAAAUGUAUACCAAGGAGGAAUAUGAGAUUCUUAAGCAUUUAUAUAGUUUCACCAAGCCUGAAUGUGAUGAAGAUGAUGAGGAGGCUUUGGUAGAUUGUGUGGAAGCUCGGACCAGACAACUGGAAGACAUGGAAGCUGCCUUUGCAGAUCUCUGUGAUGAUGACAGUGAGGAGACAGUACAGAAAUGGGCAGGAAAGCCUGGGAUGGAGUUGCUCGCUCCGCUGGUGUGUAGUCUGAAGGAGAGGAUGGGGUCGCCUGACUAUGAGAUGAUCCAUCAAGCUGGAUUGACCUGUGAUUAUUCUGAACUGCCACACCAUGUUAGCACUGAGGAGGAGAUAAACAGUUUGAUGUUAUCUAUACAACAACUGCUUAAAGACUUGCCCAGGCCAAUCCUUGUCACUGUUGCAAGGUCCAGCUUAGAUGAUUACUGUCCUUCUGAUCAAGUAAACUCCAUUCAAGAGAAGAUGUUAAAUGUGUUGCACUCCCACUAUGGGUCUUUGGACAUCCAUUUGGAAUACUGACUGUUAGCAUCUUCACACCCCCAUCAAAAUAUCUGCUGCUGAUAUCUUCUAAUUGGUGAAGUAGAAUUUUAUUUAAUGAAUAAAUUAUAGUUUUAAAAUGAA